CCUUGACACAAAACCAAGAUGGCGGUGCAGGAGACAGCAUCUCAACUCUCCAUGGCUCUAAAAGUCCAAGAAUACCCUACGCUCAAGGUGCCCUACGAGACGCUGAACAAGCGCUUCCGAGCGGCCCAGAAGAACAUCGACAGGGAGACGAGUCACGUGACCAUGGUGGUGGCCGAGCUGGAGAAGACGCUCAGCAGCUUCCCCGUGGUGGACUCGGUGGUGUCCCUGCUGGAUGGCGUAGUGGAGAAGCUCAGCGCGCUGAAACGAAAGGCCGCUGAAUCCAUCCAGGCGGAGGACGAGAGCGCCAAGCUAUGCAAGCGGCGCAUCGAGCACCUGAAGGAGCACAGCAGCGACCAGCCGGCCUCGGUCAACCUGUGGAAGAAGAAGCGCAUGGACCGCAUGAUGGUGGAGCACCUGCUACGCUGCGGGUACUACAACACAGCCGUCAAGCUGGCUAGACAGAGCGGUAUCGAGGAUCUCGUUAACAUUGAGAUGUUCCUUACGGCGAAAGAGGUGGAAGAGUCCCUGGAAAGGCAGGAAACGGCCACCUGCUUAGCCUGGUGCCAUGACAACAAGUCCCGCCUUCGUAAGAUGAAGAGUUGUCUGGAGUUCAGUCUGAGAAUCCAGGAAUUUAUCGAGCUCAUCCGACAGAACAAAAGAAUGGACGCCGUCAGACAUGCAAGGAAACACUUCAGCCAAGCUGAAGGCGGGCAGUUGGACGAAGUCCGGCAGGUGAUGGGCAUGCUGGCCUUCCCCUCAGACACACACAUCUCCCCUUACAAGGAUCUGUUAGAUCCGGCCCGCUGGAAGAUGCUGAUCCAGCAGUUCCGUUACGACAACUACCGACUGCAUCAGCUGGGCAACAACUCCGUUUUCACCAUCACCCUGCAGGCCGGGCUGUCAGCCAUCAAGACGCCUCAGUGCUACAAGGAGGACGGCACCUCCAAGAACCCCGACUGCCCCGUGUGCAGCAAGUCCCUAAACAAGCUAGCGCAGCCUCUGCCCAUGGCCCACUGCGCCAACUCCAGACUCGUGUGCAAGAUCUCCGGUGAAGUCAUGAACGAGAACAACCCGCCCAUGAUGCUGCCCAACGGAUACGUGUACGGCUAUAACUCCCUGCUGUCUAUCCGCCAGGACGACAAAGUAGUUUGCCCCAGAACCAAAGAAGUCUUUAGCUUCUCUCAGGCUGAGAAGGUCUACAUCAUGUGAACAUGUGCUGUAACGACAACACACCACAAUAUAAACGCCAGAAGUCACCCCCCCCCCCCACACACACACACACAUCAUCAUCCUUGCCCCUCACAUCCUCCUUUCCGAUCAUUAGGCAAUUUCAUCUCACUGACACCAGGAUGCUUCCCUCAAGACUGGUGCCUGUAAAAUUACAUUGACAAACAACAUGUCUGCCAGGUAGCAAUGUAUGUGUUUUCCUGCUGGAGGGUUGAUUAUUUUACAUUUUAUGUUGCCUUUCAACCACCUGGUCCCCCCCCCCCCCCCCUUUCCCCAAUGGCUUUAAAAGCCGCAUCAAGACUGCUUUAGAGAUGUAUAUAGUAGUUAGGCUUUGUUCAUAGCGCCUGAUGACUCAUCAUCGUGGGGGCAGGGGAAAAACGACUGAAAAGGUAUUUUCUCUCUCCAUUGUCACUAAACCGCUUGUUAGUUUUCUAUGGUCUCAUACUAACUCUUGACGAGUGUCUUUGACGAUGAGGCUGGUCUUCUGUUUUUUUUUGUUUUUUUUUUGGCCUUGGGUGAGGUUUCAUUUAAUUCAUUUUCACCUCGAGGCUUAACUCAAUGGCACUUAUGUGAUAUUGCACAAAACUACAGGUUGUCCAUUUGUCUCUUUACAAUGUACCAAAUGUGUUACAAAUAGCAAAUGAAUAGACACGAGUAAAAUAUUACAACAUUAAAAAAAAAAAUUCAUACACCUAUAUAUGGGCACCGUUUGUUUCCAAAUUGUAAAGUGGGUAGUAAAUUGUAAAGACACUUAGUGGACACCCUGUAUUAUGGUCAAAAGCUCGCCAUCUCAUUCACCCUUGGUGUGUUGACAGGCCCGUUCUUCCACAGCACACUUAUACGGGACCUUGCCUUGUGUACUGGGAAGUAUACAAGUGUCCCAACAUAUCUUGAACAAAGGACUCCUGGUCCAACCUGAAUGACUGAUUUAAGCAAUAGUUCAGGUGUCCCAACACUUUUGUCCAUAGAAUGUUUUUUUUUUUUGUGUGUCAUUUUUGAAUGAAAAAGGACCAUGUGAACAAAUUAAUUUCUUCCCCCCCUCGUAAUUUAGACCGAUGAUGAAUGUAAGCACAAAAUCCAGCAUGAAAUUUAAAUAAUUUUGAAAUCCCCACCACAUAAACCUAAGCCAUACUUUUAAUUUUAAGUCUUCUGGCAAACGAAAGGUUGCUGCUUUUGUGCCCCGUUUCAUGACUCUGGACCGUCGUCGUCUUGUGUGUUUCAGUUCUUAGACCUAGCUGAAGAUGAUUGUUUCAUCGAUAUGCCUCAUAAAGAUUUUACCAGACA
Phycodurus eques (leafy seadragon) is the source of this 2511-nucleotide messenger RNA. RefSeq names its product macrophage erythroblast attacher, E3 ubiquitin ligase (gene maea). The transcript is spliced from 9 exons. Lineage: Eukaryota; Metazoa; Chordata; Actinopteri; Syngnathiformes; Syngnathidae. The record is from RefSeq and is a predicted model, not a curated record. Gene Ontology annotation, molecular function: ubiquitin protein ligase activity; protein binding. The coding region runs from base 19 to 1209 and encodes 396 amino acids. Gene Ontology annotation, cellular component: GID complex; nucleus; cytoplasm. Gene Ontology annotation, biological process: proteasome-mediated ubiquitin-dependent protein catabolic process.